CCUUUCCUCCUCCUUCACUGAACUUACAGAGUGCCUGUGCUAAGUGUUCAAAACAGAUCCCUAUCCUCAGGGAACUAGUGAAAAUAGAUAAAUUCACAAUAUGGCACCACCAUUGGUGAUCAGGGUGAUGAAGGGGAAGUCUGGGGCUCUGAGAGAGCAUGACCCCACAUUCACCACUGUCAUCAGGAAAGACCUCUCUGAGGGAGCAGCAUUUGCAUCAAGGUCUGAAAGACGAUCACAGGAAGUGAGUAGAGGAGAGCAUUCUUGGUGGAAAGCUCAGCCCGUGCAAGGGCCCUGGGGUGGGAACUGAAAAAAGGCCAGUGUGGCUGGGGUGACCCAGGUGAGGUGCUGGUGACUGAAGAGGGAGGUGUGGCAGAUUGCACCUUGCAAUUCUGAACAGCAAAUUCAGAGGCUGCUGGGAGGGGUGGCCCAGCCCGCGGUCAAGGCCAAGAUUUGAGUUGGCUGAAGUCCAUGUGAGUGAGAGUAGGCCAGAGCCAGGUCAUCAGGCAUCCUGGGCUAUGCCUGGACCCCUCUGGUAUUUGCUGCUUAACUUGUGAGUCAGAAGAAGCCUGACGGCUGGCUUAGAGGGCCAGGACAGCGCCCUCUAAGGGCUAAACACAUGUGUCCUGACCCACUCUCCAUUCCCAUGAAAAUAAUAAAUCCGUGAUCAUAAAUACUGUGAAGCACAGAUCCACGCAGCAACACACCUGAAUCUCACAAAAUGAUGUUGCAUGAAAGAAGGCAAACCCCGGGGAACCUGCUGAAUGAUCCCCUCUGUGUGAAGGUCAAGAACAGGCAGAGCUAAUCUGUGAUGACAGAACUCCCAGGGCAGGACGGGGUUCUGGGAGGCUGGUCAUCUCUGUGUUUUGACUAAGGGGCUGGACAUUUAGGUGUGUUCAGUUUGUAAAAGUGCAGCACUGGUCGCUUCUCUGUCAGACAUCAAUAUGAUAUUGCUACAACUGAAUCCUGUUCCCUCAGCGUCACCUGUGUAAUAUUCCUGCCUCAAAUGUUUACUAUGAAUCCAAUCGUGAGAAACAAUGAGAUGACUCCAAAAUCAGGGACAUCCCCAAGUGUCGAUAUUGCAAGAAAGCAAGGAUCUGGAGAACUGUUCUAAACUAAGGAGGACUAGAGGCACAUGACAACUAAACAUAAUGCAUGACCCUGGAGAGAAAAAGAGUUGUGAAGACAUGGAAACCUGAACUCGGCCUGCCGAUUACAUGAUAAAGUGUUGAUUUCCUGGGUGGGAUAUUGGGGUUGUGGCUGUGCGGAAGAAUAUCUUUGUUCUUGGGAGGUUCGUGCUCAAGUACUUAGGACUGAAAUGGACUGAUGUCCCAAUAAAAGGGAAAGAAAGGGAGAUAAGGAGGGAAAUAGAGCACAAAUGGAGUAAAACGUUAACAGUUGAUGUGUAUAAGUGAGGAGUAGGUGAACUUGCAUUGAACCAUUCUUGCAUAUCUUCUGUAGGAUUCAAAUUUUCUGAACUAAAAGUGUGGAAAUAAAACAAAGAAAAACACUACUUUCUAUUUUUUAAAAAGUGUGGAAAAAAAGCUAUCAUUCAUCUAGUUAUGGCUGUGGGUCUCUUGCCUAUUAGGCUUUUAAUAUGCAUUAUAAAUAAUAUCACAAGUCAGGUCUUUAUAAGGAGUAAAAAAUUCAACCAAAUAACUGAAGUAGCUAUUUUUUAGUCCAUAUAGCUGAAUAAUCCAGGAACACCUGGCUUCAGGUCAGGCUUGAUCCAGGACCUAUUCUUGUUCCUUCUUUUUCUUUGCUCUGCUUUUUGUAGUUUGACCUCAUUUUCAGACUCACUUUGCCCUUCUGAGGAUGAGAUGGCUGCCAGGACCAACCAGGAAGAAAGUAAAUUCCCCAAAGGCAGGAGAGAGGGAAUGCUAGGAACCACUGCCCUCCAAGUGGCUUACACACUUGCGUGUAAUAUAUGAGGCUCAGAGAGAUUAUGUGAUGUGUUCAAGGUCUCACCAUAAGGAAAGGAAAGCUGAGAUUUGAACCUAGGUCUGCCUGCACCCCAAGCCCCUAUAUUCCCCUUGGUUUUAUAGAUCAUUUCUCUUAUUACAAAAUCUUGGGGAAAUGGCAGGGGAAAGAGUAACUACAUUCCACUGGACACCAUCGUUUUGUGUUUUCAUCCAUUCUUUAUCCACCCCCAAAAGCUUUUUUUUUUUAAAAAAAAAAAAAGCACAUUGAAAUUAGAUGUUGAUAUGAGAAGCCCUAAAGACCCCUGAGCUCCCUGGACACCCUCCAUGUGGAUACCCACUCACCUAGGGCUGGGGUUCUGAUCUGAGUGUGAGGCUAACCCUUUCCAAUGCAGGCAUCUAGAUCCACCUUUACCCUUUUGCAAACCCAGUCUAUUCAGGAGACCAGCUAUGCUUAGGAAAUGAAAGCAACAGUGAUGGAACUGAUGGGAAGGUGUGCAUGUCCCCACUUGCUCAGACUGGCGAUCACUGCAUUCUUGAGGGUGGAUGUUACAACUCCUGUAUUUCAGAGGGGGAAACAGGCUCUGAAGGACAAAUGACUGGCCAGGUCACCAUCCAGCAGGUGGCAGAGGCAGGAACCAAGCCGUGCCCUGUGACAGCGCUGCACAUUCUGUGAAUAAUCCUGGGAGUGUCCUUCCCCCUCCGCGGAGAGCCCUGGGGAUUUCAGCAUUGAUCCCCAUGUGGGUUAUAAGAACUUGAAUCAAAGGCCUCUCUGUUGUUGGAGAAAGCCAUCCAGCUUUGCCUUAGCCCAGGCGCUUUCUGUCAAGGGCUAGGUUCCGUGCUAAUAAAAACAAGUGUCAUUUUACAGUGCUUUCUAUAAAUCUGUUAGUGACCUUUAAUAAAAAUUUAUGACCCUGAUAAUCCUGUUCUGCACACUCCGGUCCUAUCACUGCUCACUGGCCAGUAAUCUGCAAACCCUUUAAAAUUUAGUGACUGUGCCUGGGCCCACGCCAGGGGUCCGGCUCCAAGUGAUGGGAAUAGUAUGAAUAAUGAUUAAUCUAAACCACCCCGUGCAGAAUGCAAAGCUGUUUUCUUGACGCAGGCUGUUGGGCUGGGAAUCCUAGAAAGAGCAGGAACUGAAGACACCUGGGCUUUCCAGAAAACCCAUCAAACCCGCUCUUCACUGAGUUUAGCCCCACCUGCCUGACCUUUUCCCCUGCGUCCUUCUCUUCCUCCACAUCAUCAGAGCAAGGAGCCAAGAAUAGAGUGGACCCUGUGCACACCCAGCUGUUGCGGACAAAAUCCAAGGACCUUUCCUGAACCCGUUUCCCACACUUGGAACGCAGACCAAGCGCCGCCCAGCAGGCAGAGCUGAACUUCAUCACCCAGUCCCCAGAGCCGGCAAGACAUGGGCCCCAUUUACCAAGCCCUGACGCCUUUCAUUUAACCAGAAGACGUGGAGGGGAGCCACCACCCCUGACCAUGUAGAUGCCAGCUCCAGGGAGCAGCAUGGACCCCACUGAAUGGAGACUCCUGGAUCGACAGCCCUGAGCCCCUCUGGCCCCUGGACCUCGCCGUGCACCCAGGGAAGCCCCUCAGAGCCCACCACCGCUGUCACCAGUCCACUGCAGCUGUCCCCUGGAGUUGGCCGUCAGGAGCCACAGCCAUCCUGUGAGGUUUUGCAGAGGACAGCCCUACAGAGCCAUCACCCGGCAGCCUCCUGUCCAGUGCUGACCCUCGGGCCCACCCCGAGCAGAGACUGCAGCAGACAUGGGUGACAUGACCAACAGCGACUUUUACUCCAAAAACCAAAGAAAUGAGUCGAGCCAUGGGGGCGACUUCGGGUGCACAAUGGAGGAGCUGCGCUCUCUCAUGGAGCUGAGGGGUACCGAGGCCGUGGUCAAGAUCAAGGAGACCUACGGGGACACUGACGCCAUCUGCCGGCGCCUCAAAACCUCGCCUGUUGAAGGUUUGCCGGGCACUGCUCCAGACUUGGAAAAGAGAAAGCAGAUUUUUGGACAAAACUUCAUACCUCCAAAAAAGCCAAAAACCUUCCUGCAGCUCGUGUGGGAAGCGCUGCAAGACGUGACACUGAUCAUCCUAGAAAUCGCGGCCAUCAUCUCCCUGGGGCUCUCCUUCUACCACCCACCCGGCGAGAACAACGAAGGAUGUGCCACGGCCCAGGGCGGGGCAGAGGAUGAAGGGGAGGCAGAGGCAGGCUGGAUUGAGGGGGCUGCCAUCCUCCUCUCGGUCAUCUGCGUGGUCCUGGUCACAGCCUUCAAUGACUGGAGCAAAGAGAAACAGUUCAGAGGCCUGCAGAGCCGCAUUGAGCAGGAGCAGAAGUUCACCGUGGUCCGGGCUGGCCAGGUGGUCCAGAUCCCUGUGGCUGAGAUCGUGGUUGGGGACAUCGCCCAGGUCAAAUAUGGUGACCUCCUCCCUGCUGACGGCCUUUUCAUCCAGGGCAAUGACCUCAAGAUCGAUGAAAGCUCCCUGACGGGGGAGUCUGACCAGGUGCGCAAGUCCGUGGACAAGGACCCCAUGCUGCUGUCAGGGACCCACGUGAUGGAGGGUUCUGGACGGAUGGUGGUGACUGCUGUGGGUGUGAACUCUCAGACUGGCAUUAUCUUCACCCUUCUGGGGGCUGGUGGUGAGGAGGAAGAGAAGAAAGACAAGAAAGGUGUGAAGAAGGGGGAUGGCCUUCAGCUACCAGCGGCUGAUGGUGCGGCAGGUUCAAAUGCUGCAGAUAGUGCAAAUACCAGCCUAGUCAAUGGUAAGAUGCAGGAUGGCAAUGUGGACGCCAGCCAGAGCAAAGCCAAACAGCAGGACGGAGCAGCCGCCAUGGAGAUGCAGCCCCUCAAGAGUGCUGAGGGUGGCGACGCUGAUGACAAGAAGAAGGCCAACAUGCACAAGAAGGAGAAGUCGGUGCUGCAGGGCAAGCUCACCAAGCUGGCGGUGCAGAUCGGCAAGGCGGGCCUGGUGAUGUCAGCCAUCACGGUGAUCAUCCUGGUGCUCUACUUCACCGUGGACACCUUCGUGGUCAACAAGAAGCCGUGGCUCCCUGAGUGCACGCCCGUCUACGUGCAGUACUUCGUCAAGUUCUUCAUCAUUGGUGUGACGGUGCUGGUCGUGGCCGUGCCCGAGGGGCUCCCCCUGGCUGUCACCAUCUCGCUGGCCUACUCGGUGAAGAAAAUGAUGAAGGACAACAACCUGGUCCGCCACCUAGACGCCUGUGAGACCAUGGGCAACGCCACGGCCAUCUGUUCAGACAAGACAGGCACACUCACCACCAAUCGCAUGACAGUGGUGCAGGCCUAUGUGGGUGACGUCCACUACAAGGAGAUCCCUGACCCCAGCUCCAUCAAUGCCAAGACCAUGGAGCUACUAGUCAAUGCCAUCGCCAUCAACAGCGCCUACACCACCAAGAUUCUGCCCCCGGAAAAGGAGGGCGCCCUGCCCCGUCAGGUGGGCAACAAGACGGAGUGCGGCCUGCUGGGCUUCGUGCUGGACCUGAAGCAGGACUACGAGCCGGUGCGCACCCAGAUGCCGGAGGAGAAGCUGUACAAGGUGUACACCUUCAACUCCGUGCGCAAGUCCAUGAGCACCGUCAUCAAGCUGCCGGACGAGAGCUUCCGCAUGUACAGCAAGGGCGCAUCCGAGAUCGUGCUCAAGAAGUGCUGCAAAAUCCUUAACGGGGCAGGUGAGCCCCGGGUCUUCCGGCCCCGUGAUCGGGAUGAGAUGGUGAAGAAAGUGAUUGAGCCCAUGGCCUGUGAUGGGCUGCGCACCAUCUGUGUGGCCUUCCGCGACUUCCCCAGCAGCCCUGAGCCCGACUGGGACAACGAGAACGACAUUCUCAACGACCUCACCUGCAUCUGCGUGGUGGGCAUCGAGGACCCCGUGCGGCCCGAGGUCCCAGAAGCCAUCCGCAAGUGCCAGCGAGCAGGCAUCACAGUCCGCAUGGUCACCGGUGACAAUAUCAACACAGCCCGCGCCAUCGCCAUCAAGUGUGGCAUCAUCCAUCCUGGGGAGGACUUCCUGUGCCUUGAGGGCAAGGAGUUCAACCGGAGGAUCCGCAAUGAGAAAGGGGAGAUUGAGCAGGAGCGAAUCGACAAGAUCUGGCCAAAGCUGAGGGUGCUGGCUCGCUCCUCCCCCACGGACAAGCACACCCUGGUCAAAGGUAUCAUCGACAGCACGCACACGGAGCAGCGGCAGGUGGUGGCUGUGACAGGGGAUGGCACCAAUGACGGGCCUGCACUCAAGAAGGCUGACGUGGGCUUCGCCAUGGGCAUCGCUGGCACAGAUGUAGCCAAGGAGGCCUCGGACAUCAUCCUGACGGAUGACAACUUCAGCAGCAUCGUCAAGGCGGUGAUGUGGGGCCGCAAUGUCUAUGACAGCAUCUCCAAGUUCCUGCAGUUCCAGCUGACGGUCAACGUGGUGGCCGUGAUCGUGGCCUUCACGGGUGCCUGCAUCACGCAGGACUCCCCUCUCAAGGCCGUGCAGAUGCUCUGGGUGAACCUCAUCAUGGACACGUUCGCCUCACUGGCUCUGGCCACCGAGCCGCCUACCGAGACCCUGCUUCUGAGGAAGCCGUACGGCCGCAACAAGCCCCUCAUCUCGAGGACCAUGAUGAAGAACAUCCUGGGCCACGCCGUCUACCAGCUCACCCUCAUCUUCACCCUGCUCUUUGUUGGCGAGAAGAUGUUCCAGAUCGACAGUGGGAGGAAUGCACCCCUACACUCGCCACCCUCCGAGCACUAUACCAUCAUCUUCAACACCUUCGUCAUGAUGCAGCUCUUCAAUGAGAUCAACGCCCGCAAGAUCCACGGCGAGCGCAACGUCUUUGACGGCAUCUUCCGGAACCCCAUCUUCUGCACCAUUGUGCUGGGCACCUUCGCCAUCCAGAUAGUGAUCGUGCAGUUUGGGGGGAAGCCCUUUAGCUGCUCUCCGCUACAGCUGGACCAGUGGAUGUGGUGCAUAUUCAUCGGGUUAGGAGAGCUCGUUUGGGGCCAGGUCAUCGCCACCAUCCCAACCAGCAGGCUCAAGUUCCUCAAGGAGGCGGGCAGGCUCACACAGAAGGAAGAGAUCCCAGAGGAGGAGCUCAACGAGGACGUGGAGGAGAUUGACCACGCUGAGCGGGAGCUGCGGCGGGGCCAGAUCCUGUGGUUCCGAGGCCUGAAUCGGAUCCAGACCCAGAUCCGCGUCGUGAAGGCGUUCCGUAGCUCUCUCUAUGAAGGUCUAGAAAAGCCUGAGUCUCGAACCUCCAUCCAUAAUUUCAUGGCUCAUCCUGAGUUCCGGAUCGAAGAUUCACAGCCCCACAUCCCCCUCAUUGAUGACACCGACCUGGAAGAAGAUGCUGCGCUCAAGCAGAACUCGAGCCCGCCCACAUCGCUCAACAAGAAUAACAGCGCCAUCGACAGUGGGAUCAACCUGACGACCGACACAAGCAAAUCAGCUACCUCUUCAAGUCCAGGGAGCCCCAUCCACAGCCUGGAGACGUCGCUUUAGCUGAGGACCCCGCCGCCACCCACCUCCCCGGGCACCCACCCAUCCAGGCACUCGACUCACGCAAGCAGCAGCGAGCAACAACAGGAAACCAAAUACUGGCAAGAAAACCGUUUCCACCCAACAGACCUUUUUUCUGGCUGCGAUGCUGUUUGAACUCUUUUUCACUUUGAGACGAGGGCGGAAUCUCCUCCGGGGCUUAAGGGAGUGAGCGGGGUUCCCAGAACUAGCCCUUCCUGGCUCCUGCCCAACGUGGACCAGCCAUGCGCCCGCCCAGCCACCACACCCCCUGCAUGAAUGUACUGCACUCUUCUUCUCCUUGGUUUGGUUUGGGGGGGGUUGGGGAAGGGUUUUUUUGUUUGUUUGUUUGUUUUCAUAGGCGGGAACUGCAAACGGACUCUUUUCUGAGACUAUUUAUCCAAUCCACUGAUCUGUGAGUUUUUGAAAUGCUUGCGCAGCAUGGUCUCAGUUGUAUAGGUUAAUUUAACAACUUUUUGAAAUUGCAGAGCUUAACUCGCCUAGAAAAUUUGCACCAAUGGAACCGAAGAACUUCAGACACUCACCAGGUUAUAUCCAUUUCUUUGUAUCUAUAUCAACGUAUACUUCUCCAAGAGCGUAUACGUCCAUAUAGAUAGGUAGAUAUAUAUAUAUUAUAAAUAUAUAUACAUGGAUAUAUAAAGUUUCUUUGCCGGCAUGUUGCCUUGUUUCCGCUUAAAUUGCUCUAUUUUAACUUAUUUAUGUCCUAAAAGAAGAAUGUAAUUUGUUUACAAACCUGUAGAUAACGUCUUCAGCUAUUUGUAUGGUUUAAGGACACUGGUGGCUGAGAUGCUAUGAAAACAGCUCAGCCCGACAGACACCUCCCUGGAUUGCAUCCUUGAUGUUUUAAGAUAGCCAUGCUCUGAUUUUUGCCUGCUAUUUCCGUUCAAUGACGUCACUACCGAGGGAGGCUCAGGCAGAAGCCAAAUGUUAGCGAGUAUCCAUCCUGAGGGGUCCAACAGUGUGCUUUGCAGACAAAGGGCGAGGAGGGAGAGAAGGCUUCCAGGGCUCAAAGCACUGAAGGCAGCUGGGCUCCCAGACAGUGAGUCUGCAAAGCACUGGGUGAAGACUUUUCUCUCAAUGAAAUUCACUUGCGUUUACUAAGAGCAUUUGAAACAGAGGUUCUCUCUGGCACUGUCUGUACAGAGAUUGAGGUAGUGUGGCAAUAUUAUAAAUGCUAUUGUGUUGAUUUUUUUUUCAGUUAGUAAUUUAGAGGCUUAUUUCCUUAUAAAUUCCAGCAUAAGAGCUGUUGGCAUAUUGGAUGAGGAUCAUUAUGGCUUGCUGCUUUUCUUUUUCUUUUUGAAGAAGAAUAGCCUUUUUCUCUGCACUAUUUAGAUCCGAACGAACCUUAUGAUGUGUACAUUGAGAUGUAUUCAGUGUGAUUUUUUUUUAAACCCAAUUGUCUUCCUGUAGUCGCAAUAUACUGUAGCCUUCAAACAGCGAGUCUUGUUUCCCAGACAGAAAGCCAUUCUGAAACCCUACAGUAUCGCAGGCGAGAAAAGGUGGUUAUUUUUCCCCCAAGACAAUAACGGCACUAGUAAUCCCACUUCAUAAGAGCUUAUUUAAUUGUAUGUCAGCCUCUUAACUGCUAAGCACUUUGUGGGUAUCAGCUUUUUUCAUAAAAGAACUUUUGUAUUUAAUACAAAGUUUGCUUUGAGACUUUUCAGCAUACGAUCUUUUUCCAUAAACUUGUACAGUGCAAAAGACAUUUUGAAUACCAUGAUCGACGAUGUCCCAUGCUUCAAGGAAAACCAAACACUUCCCGCCUCGCUUGCAAAAUGCAUUCUUCAUACUGAUCCUUCCCACAUUUGCUCUGAGUCAGCCCAGGCCCUUCCCUUCUCCAGGCCCAGAGAACUCUUCCACAAACAAGAUGAGAGCCACGCGGGAACAGAGCCAUAGUCAGCUGGGAGGGGCCUGCAUCUGGACGGCUGUGGAGAAACCCGAGGGUUUGGGGUCCCAAGUCAGCCCAUCCCACCUGGCAAAAACUUCCUGAAAGGAGGACCUUCUUUGCGCAAGAGCAUCUCCUGAAUGUCAUGAAGAAAUGUCUCUGAAUGUACCCAGCAGAGUAAACUGCAUCCCCUCACCCCACCCCACCCCACCCCCACCAGGGUGACCAGCUCUCAGAUAUGUUUAUUGGAUUCCAGCACCAACACCACUGAUUCAGCCCACUGCUCUCCUGCGAGAAAGAAAAGACCUGCUCCUAUAAAACAUGGGGCAGCCUUGGAACGUUGUGUGUUUGUGGGGUUUUUUGCUUUUUUGUUUUUUGUUUUUUGGCAGUUUACUUUUUCAAGGUUUUCCAUCUCCCCCUUUGUUCCGACCUUGUGUCCAUGACCUCAUUCCUUGACACCAGGAAAGCUCCGCUUGUAUGCAACACUGAUGCUCCCUGCUCGUGUGGAGUCAGGAUGCAAGGAAAGCAGUGGGGGGUCUCCCCAAGUGGGGCUUAGCUCAGGGGAUAAGGAGCGAUGGGAGCUACCAAGAAUGCCUGACAUAAGUGUUGGUCUUUUCUUGUCGGGAAUGAUGGAUGCUGUCCCACACACACACCCCCAGCCCCACACUUGCACACACACACACAUCCACACACACACAGGGAAUGAUUGGUUUGUCAGAACUCACUGUAGUACAUCAGGCUUGCACUCCGCGUCCUAUAUCUAGCAGCAUGGGGUACGUUUGGCAGUUCACCCCAUUAGGGGGUAAAUAAUUUAUGACCAUUCAUCUGUUUUUAUGAAUUUUUUUAUCUAGACAAUAAUUGUAAAUAAAGAACUCACCAUCUCUGUUCAUUUAAUACUAUGCAAUGGUUAUGCUUUCAAUGGCUGACUCUUCUUACUCCUGCAGUGUGGUUCUGAAAUGUCUGUGGUCUUUAAAAAAAAAAAGAGAGAGAGAGAGAAGGCAGAAACCAACAUCAAACAGAACGUAGUAAAUCUAUACUCUGUAAUGUAUCCUUUCUUUCUGGUGUGGAACUGCACCAUCUCUUUAGCUUCUUGUCUGCCCUCUGGACAAGAGCUCCAGAAGAAGGUCGCAGAUUCUGUCCUGAGGUCCAAGUUCACCAAUCUGUCGCCCCCAACAGCUGAUGGAGGAGCAGGGCCCCAUUCAGUGAGGUGGACAGGAAGCAAACUGAGGCCUGUCCUUCCUUCACUCGAAAACAGCCUCGGUUGCUCCUACCAUGGCCCCUUGACCCCCUUGAGCAGAGUGUUGGCAAGAAGGGGGGCCCCCUUCUUCUGAAACCAGACCAAUGGCAAUGAGUGCACCAGGGUCAAGGACUCCGGACCUGUCUCAGCCUGGGUAACCCAGUUACCAAAUAGCCCCUCUUUCCCAACCAUACAGAAACUCUCCUUUACCACAUCCUAACAGCUCAGAGAGGCUGGAGUUUAUUUCUGGAAUUGCUCCUCUGUUCCCUCAUCUGGGUGUCUCAUCUGGCACCAGCCAUAUAGUUUAAUUAUUAUUGAUUUCUAUUAUGUUUUAUUAUGUGGUGGGAUAAAUACUCUUUACUUAAAAAAAAUUCCUGGUUAUCUCUCACAUCUAUCCUUCCAGGUAAACUUGAAAUUUUGCCAAGUGCUCCAUCCUCCCGCCCUCCUCUCCCCCAGAUAUCAUUUGCCCUGUCAUUCUAGGUGCAAACAUCUUCCCACCUGUCCCCUGUCCUCUCCGGGUUACUAAACAGAGUGCCCUCGAAGGGGACAUAUAAAAAUGGUGUCCUAAACCCUGAGAGAAGCCUGGUUUUCUUCCCAUCAUCUCUCCUGUCCCCUAAGCCAGGCUGUCAUCAGGAGAGGACACUGAGCCCCCACCUGAUCUCGGUGUGGGACCAAACUCACCCAUCUUGGCUGUGCUGGGGUGGACCCUCCAUCUGCCCUAGUCCAGGCAAGAAAGAAGGGUCUUUCCCAGACCCUGAACUGGCAGCAUGUGUGCCUCAGUUGCCAGUUCUCCUCAUGGAGAAAUAUUUAUUCCCAUCUCCCUUGCCUGAACUGUUGUUUUCUCUUUUUUUUGGGGGGGGGGUCAUUUCUUGCCCUUUAUUCAGAGUCAGUUGAAUAACAGGUCCCUUGGGAUGCAGCAAUUUCUCACCACCCUGACUCCCCUUCCUCAUUCUUGCUCUUCUUACAGAAGGCUGUCAAAGGUGUGCACCGUGACUUGCCUCCCACCUAAAACUCUUUGCAUAGGGUCCGAGAUCUCACCGUUAGAAGAUGGAGGGGCAGGUUGCUUUCCUCUGAAGGCUUUUGGGUCUUCCAGCCCCAAGGCCUAAAUCAAACAACAGCAGAAAAUCCCCAGGUCUUUCCCAAGUUCCAAAGCAAGCCCUCCUCGUUUGGAUGUAAAGAUCCGGUUCACCCAAGUUGGGGGGAGGGAGAUCCCAGGCUCUGGGCAUCAGCCAUCGCCCCCUCCACCAACAACAAGAUAUUUAAGGCUGCUUUGGAACCACCCUUCUCAGCCCCCUGAGUCUGUUUUGUAAUGCCUGUGGUGCUCUCCCUCUGGACCUUUCCUCUCGGGGGUCUGUCGCCACACUUUGCUAACUCUUGUGUGCACAUAUUUUAUAACAGAGUAGCGAGGACAUGGUGCCGCCUUCAGCUUCCACAAGCUGCCCGGGCUCUGGGGGGCUCUGGGACAAUGGGGCUGGGAAGUGACUGUGCUCUUAUUGUACACUCUUGAUUUCUCUGUAUCUCUGGCUUGUGCUCUUUGUAAUCAAUGGGAUUUGUCUGCCUUUUCAACACUAUACUGAGCAAUAACAAUAAAUGCACACGUGGAAAUGCA
Messenger RNA from Sus scrofa (pig), 12188 nucleotides. The record is from RefSeq and is a predicted model, not a curated record. NCBI's taxonomy places the organism in Eukaryota, Metazoa, Chordata, Mammalia, Artiodactyla, Suidae.